AUGGCGGGAGCGAAAAGUGCGUUGCCUUCGCACCUAAAGGGAAAUGCUGCUCCCAAUGGAGAGGGUGGUGGUGCCUUCAAGAGGAAUCACCACGGAAAAUCUCAGUCACAUGUGGCUUUUGAAAACGCAUCAACCAAUGUAGCAGCUACACAGAUGCGCAAUGCCCUAAACGCACUCGUCGAGACAUGCGAAGACGCCUCUGAAAAAGAGCGAUUUGAGACCGAGAUGGACAAUUUCUUUGGCUUAUUCAGAAGAUAUCUGACAGACAAGGCAAAAGGCAAUGUACUCUCGUGGGAUCGAAUCGCACCACCAGAAACAAACCAAGUCGUCGACUACAGCAACCUCGCCAACUCAGAGUCAGUGGAAUUUCUCAACAAACUGGCAGUGGUCAAACUCAACGGAGGGUUGGGGACAUCCAUGGGAUGUGUGGGCCCAAAGUCAGUCAUUGAAGUGCGUGACGGCAUGUCGUUUCUUGAUCUCUCCGUGCGCCAGAUAGAAUACCUUAACCGGACUUAUAACGUUAGCGUCCCUUUCGUACUCAUGAACUCUUUCAAUACCGAUGAGGACACCCAAAAUAUUAUCAAGAAAUACGAAGGACACAGCAUCGACAUUAUGACCUUCAACCAGAGUCGAUAUCCCCGUAUACUACGAGACUCGCUACUUCCAGCCCCCAAAAAAUUCGAUUCUCAGAUCUCUGAUUGGUAUCCACCUGGGCAUGGGGACGUCUUCGAAUCGCUUUACAAUUCUGGUAUUCUUGAAAAGCUGAUGGACCGCGGGAUCGAAAUCAUCUUCUUGUCAAACGCCGACAACCUGGGUGCCGUCGUAGAUCUCCGGAUCUUGCAGCAUAUGGUCCAGUCCAAGGCUGAAUAUAUCAUGGAACUCACAGACAAGACGAAAGCCGACGUCAAAGGUGGCACGAUCAUCAAUUACGACAACUCUGUCCGGCUUCUCGAGAUUGCUCAAGUCCCCAAAGAGCACACCAAUGAGUUCAAAUCUAUCAAAAAGUUCAAGUAUUUCAACACCAACAACCUAUGGAUGAACCUUGCAGCCAUCAAGCGUGUAGUAGAAAAUGACGAACUCGCAAUGGAGAUUAUCCCCAAUAACAAAUCUAUCUCUGCCGAUAAGAAGGGUGAAUCUGACGUCAAUAUUGUCCAGCUCGAGACCGCGGUCGGCGCUGCAAUCCGACACUUCAAGAAUGCUCACGGUGUCAAUGUCCCUCGUCGACGCUUCUUGCCGGUAAAGACAUGCUCCGAUCUUAUGCUCGUCAAAUCCGACCUGUAUAGUCUUCAGCAUGGUCAAUUGGUGCUGCAUCCUGACCGCUUUGGCCCUGCCCCGCUGAUAAAACUUGGCAACGACUUCAAGAAGGUCAGCGACUUCCAGAAGCGCAUCAGCAGCAUUCCGACUAUCUUAGAACUCGACCACUUGACGAUCACUGGGGGAGUCAAUCUUGGUAGAGGUGUCAAGCUGAAGGGAACUGUCAUUAUUGUGGCAUCGGAGGGUAGUACUAUCGAUAUACCACCAGGCUCAGAAUUGGAGAAUGUGGUUGUACAAGGGAGCUUAAGGCUGCUAGAGCAUUGA
This is a messenger RNA of Bacidia gigantensis, 1578 nucleotides long. It is a transcript of the gene FYU1, whose product is annotated as putative UTP--glucose-1-phosphate uridylyltransferase. The coding region runs from base 1 to 1578 and encodes 525 amino acids. Gene Ontology annotation, molecular function: UTP:glucose-1-phosphate uridylyltransferase activity. Gene Ontology annotation, cellular component: cytoplasm. Gene Ontology annotation, biological process: UDP-alpha-D-glucose metabolic process; glycogen metabolic process. The record is from RefSeq and is a predicted model, not a curated record. NCBI's taxonomy places the organism in Eukaryota, Fungi, Ascomycota, Lecanoromycetes, Lecanorales, Ramalinaceae. The transcript has 2 exons.